AUGGAGCUCAAUGAAGAUUACUUUGUCUAUUGCUUCCCUUUUUCUAGCGAAACAUCGCUAUUAUGGAAGAAUCUAGUGGGAAAGAAGAAGGGUACGACGUGCGGUGGUGGCGUGAUGCCGGUGUUGGUCGUCGGCAAGAUGGGUGAACUUUGGUUUGGUUUCUGUGAUGGAAGGAAGAGGUGGGCAGAACUUAAAAAGAAAGAGAAUAAAUUUAUAGACGGAUUUGGUACCUACAAUGGCACUAAUGAAAGUUUUGAAUUAAGAUUGCUACUAAAUGAAAGGUUCGGUACCUUGACUCAACAAUCUGCAGUAAAAUUCGGUAUUCCAAGGCUGGUUUUUUCCGGCAUGGGAAUUUUUUCCACCACCCAGUGUCAAAUAAUGGGAAAUGAUAGGCCACAUGCCGAAGCAGUUUCGCCAGAUAGUCCCUUUCUGAUUCCUGAUUUUCCCAAGUUGAUGUUGACAAGAAAUGACUUUGAUCCACCUUUCGGUAAGAUUGGACCCACUGGAGAAUGGGUGGACUUCGUGGAAGAGCAAAUCCUUGCCAAGGUGAAAAGUCAUAGCUUAAUUGUCAACAGUUUUUAUGAGCUAGAGUCAAGCUAUGUUGAUUAUUGGAAUCAUAAAAUGGGGCCAAAAGCUGGGUGUGUUGGGCCACUCUGUUUAGCUAAGUCAACUUCUAUGGCUGCCAUGGAGAAGCCACUAUAUAUGCAAUGGCUAGACGAUAAAUCUGCAUGUAGGAACCCUAGAACCGUUUCAAAACAUCAAAAAUAG
Messenger RNA from Olea europaea var. sylvestris, 768 nucleotides. RefSeq names its product UDP-glycosyltransferase 90A1-like. The transcript is spliced from 3 exons. The record is from RefSeq and is a predicted model, not a curated record. Lineage: Eukaryota; Viridiplantae; Streptophyta; Magnoliopsida; Lamiales; Oleaceae. The coding region runs from base 1 to 768 and encodes 255 amino acids.